AUGUCACCACCUCCCGCUGUCCCCGGUUCACCAUAUACAUCCAACCAUAUAUCUUCACCCACAACGACGUCUUUCACCCAAAUGCCAAAUCAACCUAAAGUAUCGCCUCAGGCGGAUGGAGGGAAUGACAAGAAAGAACAGAGAUUGAUUGUAGUCUCGAAUAGAUUGCCGGUGACUAUUAGUAAAGAUGCUAAUGGCGAAUACCAUUUCAAGAUGUCCUCGGGUGGUUUGGUAUCUGCCUUGAGUGGUUGUAAGAAGACGAUGAGUUUCACUUGGAUUGGUUGGCCAGGUAAAGAUAUCCCAUUAGCAGAUCGAGAUCAUGUCAACAAGAGAUUACUCGCGGAAUACAAUUGUUAUCCCGUUUACCUCUCUGAUGAAUUAGCUGAUAGACACUACAACGGUUUUUCCAACUCUAUUCUUUGGCCACUAUUCCACUAUCACCCCGGAGAGAUGAACUUUGAUGCAGCUCAUUGGUUAGCCUAUCGAGAAGCCAACAUGCGAUUUGCAGAGGUCGUCUCGAACUUCUGUCAAUCAGGCGAUAUGGUUUGGGUACAAGAUUAUCACUUGAUGUUAUUACCUAUGUUGCUUCGAUCAAUGAUCUCAGGUGAAUCCGCUCAAGGAGAAAUGGUAAGAAAGGAAUUAGGUAGGGUGAAAGAAGGUGUAGAUGAUGAAGUGGUAAAAGAUGUACUGGGUAUGCAACCUGGUGUAGCUCAAUCUGGUGAAUUAGAUGAUGAAGGUGUAGAAAUUUUGGAUGAUGUUGAUGAAGGUGAAGUACUUCAUAUGAAGGAUAAACCUGCUGGAGCAGGUUCGAGAAGACCUCAUUUCCCCAGGGGUUUAUCGACCUUCCAAAAGCAGGAGAUGGUGGCGAAAGAAAAAGGAAAAGAUGGUAUCAGAAUUGGUUUCUUCCUACAUACUCCUUUCCCCUCAAGCGAAAUCUACCGAGUUCUCCCUGUCCGAAGAGAAAUCUUAUUGGGUGUACUGCAAUGUGACUUGAUUGGUUUCCACACAUACGACUACGCUCGACACUUCUUAUCCUCCUGUACCCGAAUCUUGGGCUUGCAAACUCAACCUAACGGUAUCGAGUUCGAAGGUAGAUACGCUCAAGUUGGUACUUACCCUAUCGGCAUCGAGCCAAUGCAGUUCGUCGAAGGGUUACAAAAAGAAAAAGUACAAAGUAGAUUGAAAGCUUUGGAAACCAGAUUCCAAGGAUGUAAAGUUAUUAUCGGUGUGGACAGAUUGGAUUAUAUCAAGGGUAUUCCACAGAAGUUGCAUGCUUUGGAAGUAUUUUUGACUCAACAUCCUGAAUGGAUCGGAAAGGUCGUUCUCGUCCAAUUAGCCAUUCCAUCCAGACAAGAUGUAGAAGAAUACCAAAAUCUUAGAGCGUGCGUGAAUGAAUUGGUAGGAAGAAUCAACGGUCGAUUCGGUACUGUCGAAUUCAUGCCUAUUCACUAUCUGCAUAAAUCAGUUCCUUUCGAGGAAUUGACGGCAAUGUAUGCUUUGGCGGAUGCUUGUUUGGUCACUUCCACUCGAGAUGGUAUGAAUUUGGUCGCAUACGAGUACAUAUCCUCUCAAUCGAAACGACAUGGUUCAAUGGUCCUGUCUGAAUUUGCGGGCGCUGCUCAAUCGCUUAACGGUAGUAUUCUCAUCAACCCUUGGGAUGUGCAAUCUACCGCUGAUGCCAUUCAUCAAGCACUUGAGAUGGGGCCUGAGCAAAGGAAAUCCAACUGGCAGAAACUAUUCAACUAUGUCAGUAAAUACACUGCCGAAGCAUGGGGUACUACCUUUGUCAACGAAUUAACUCGUCUUUCGGGUCUACCACCUGCCGGACCCGCCGGACCAGGUAGGAAGAAGUCUGGAAGUUUGAGUCGAACUUCUUCCAAAGCCAGUAUCAGAAGGAGAGCAAGUCAAGCUAGCGUCGUAGCUCCUAUUGCGGAAUCAUAG
Molecule: messenger RNA, 1941 nt
Organism: Kwoniella botswanensis
Lineage: Eukaryota; Fungi; Basidiomycota; Tremellomycetes; Tremellales; Cryptococcaceae
Product: alpha,alpha-trehalose-phosphate synthase [UDP-forming] 1
Exons: 11
Coding region: 1-1941 (646 amino acids)
Biological process (GO): trehalose biosynthetic process; cellular response to heat
Cellular component (GO): cytosol; alpha,alpha-trehalose-phosphate synthase complex (UDP-forming)
Molecular function (GO): trehalose-phosphatase activity
Source: RefSeq, a predicted model, not a curated record